Vigna umbellata (rice bean) is the source of this 626-nucleotide messenger RNA. Its product is annotated as protein NRT1/ PTR FAMILY 5.5-like. NCBI's taxonomy places the organism in Eukaryota, Viridiplantae, Streptophyta, Magnoliopsida, Fabales, Fabaceae. Gene Ontology annotation, biological process: transmembrane transport. The record is from RefSeq and is a predicted model, not a curated record. Gene Ontology annotation, molecular function: transmembrane transporter activity. Gene Ontology annotation, cellular component: membrane.
GUACAUAUUUUUGUGGAAAACCAAACGUCACCAAAACCAUCCAAAACCCUUUUUCGAGGAACUUCCAUUGUUGUUGUUUCAAAGAAGAGAAGAACUUUUCAGUGCUUUUGCUUCUUCUUUUACUCUCCGUCCCAACGCUAUUCUUCUGUUAAUAAUAGAAUUCAGUGUUGUCACUUUGAAUUCUAUGCUUCUGUUAUUAAAUUAGUUUAACUGAGUGUUCUGUUUUUCCUCAAACAUCACCAUGGCGCGGCAAGAAAAGUCGUCUACUUUUGAGAAGAAAAUUUUGUCAUUAAAAGCUCGAAUUCGUUAUCUAAUCCGCCGCUAUGGGGCCCUGACUUUCAUUGCUGCAUUGCUUGUAAGUUACAAAUUUAUGGAGAUCACGGUGUUGUCAAUAAUGAUGGAAUAUCUCACAGAGAUACUUAAAAUGCAGAAUCAACGGGUAGCUGCUAUUGUCAUAAAUCUUGGAGAUGCUUUAUCAUCUCUCUUUUUCGUUGUUGUUUCUCUAAUCUCGCAAACGUACACGGGUUCUUUCACUAUGAUCACAUUGUGCGCUGCAGCUUCCAUCGAGGUACAUAAAUUCUCAGUUCUGUAUUAUUGUUAGAAUGAGGAGAUAAAAGAAAUUUAGU